UUUACCUUGGCUUUGUGACCAGGCUUUCAAAAUGGCGGACAAAAAUAGGAAGUGACCUGCACUUUACGAAGCUACAAAUUAAAGUCUCUUACGAUGGCUAACGAUAAACCAGCGGUUCCUGUGAAGAGAACUGUGAUUGUGUUGGAUCACAGUUCUAAAUUUCUGACGUUGUCCAAGCAGCAUAUUGACUUUGAUGGUGGUGGGAAAAAAAGCAAGAACAAAGGUUCCAACUCGAUGUCUUCUCCUGUUUUCAAGAGCUCUUGGACAUGCAGUAUUGAAGCGGCAGUCGAGUACUGUAGAAUUGUGUAUGAUAUAUUCCCCAAUGAGUAUCUUGUCAAGGUAGUUGUUUCUGAUGAUAAUGCUCACGUGAUGAACUCUUGGUCUCAUGAACAGCAGUGUGUUCCACAGCUAUUAAAGUCUUUUGCUGGCCUUGGACCCCCUGAGGAAGACAAUGGAGAAAACUGUUCUUUGAUAUAUGGAUUGAUAUCAGCUGUUCAAAGUCUCUAUGAGCCACUACCUCAAAACUCCAAGACAAAUCAAGCAAAUUCUGCUGAUGAUACGGGAAGGAUCAUCUGCAUUACAAACUUGAAAAAUGAAGGCCAUGUUCAGGCUCUUAUAGCAUGUGCUACUGAUACGCUACAAAAACAGAACAGUGGAAUAGGUUCAAGUGACAGUGUCGAGCCUAUCAAGAAUGCAGACCUCAUUUUAAUUCAUGUCCCUUUGAGUGGAGACAGCGGAAAAUUUACAGAAAAAGCACCAAAGGGAUCAUCAUUGUUAUCAAUUACCGUCAGCUCUCACAAAGCAUCUCAGCUGGUUGGUAAGCUCAGCAUCAUGGCACAGAAGCACUUUCAUCUGAAGUCUACGACAGUCACAGGGAUACCAAUGAAAGAAGAGCAGCACUCUGGAAGCUCAGCCAACUAUGAUGUGGAAAUCCUCCAUUCUUCACAAGUGCAUAUGGAACAGGCUGUCGCAAAUGUGUUUUGUGGUGAUGAAACUGUACCAGGGAAAAAGGACAGCCCUGGAACAUCUAAAGACACUGUUCAUCUGAAGUGGUGCACACCCAAGACAACAUCUGCACCAGAGCUUCAAGCUUGCAUCGGUUGUUAUAGGAUCACUCCAGUAGAGGUCAACAGUAGACCCACUGCAUGCCUUAUUUCUUUCCUGUUACAAGGUCGACAAGUUAUGUUAGAACAGCCAAAGAAGUCUGGUGGAAAACUAGUGUCACAUAUUUUGGCCAGUCAUGGAGGUGAUAUUUUUAUACAUUGCUUAGCGACCUACCGCACCCCAAUGGAAGAUCCUCCGUCCAUAAGCGAAGGAUGUGGUGGCCGAGUAACAGACUACAGAAUCAAUGACUUUGGCGAAUUCAUGAAGGCAAACAGACUUGCCCCUUGUUCAUGGAAUAAAAAGAAAGGAAAGUCACCCUUAGAUAAAGGACUGGCAAGACUGGAGCGCAGUACAAGAUACUGGCCCAUGGUGAUCGGUGAAACACUGCUGUGUAACAUGAUGCAGCUCUUAGAACCUCUCCCAACUGUCAUGGCGAAGGAGACCGUUACAGAAAAUGAUGUACUCGAAUGUAAAAGAGUUUUCUACAGAGUGCAAGCCAUGGAGAGUAGGAACGAUCCGCUUCCAGUAUCUAUGACUGGAAUCAGAGGAAAAGGACCAAAAAGAGAGGAACAGUAUCGACAGAUUUGGGCUGAAUUGGAGACUUACCUAGAAGCUGCCAGUAGAACAUCCAAGAUGCACGAAAAGGUGUUGGAAUGCCUGCGUGGCACUAGUCCUUCCAGUAGUACCACAGACAGUCCAAGGAGAGAGACACCCACAGAUGAAAUUGAAAAAAAUAAUAUUUCCAAACUUUCAGAAGUUUCGCUCUCCUGGCAGGAGCUUGACAGAUACCAAAGUAUGACGGAGCGAGAGAAGACCGAUUUUAAUCGCGGAGAUACAAACAAUGAACACUUCUUCAAAAGAAGUAUGGCGUCAGCGGUGGCGGAGCAGGCGCAGAAGAGAUUGCGUACCGAUAAUCAACAUGGAAUGACUAAACAGACGGGAAGAGGCACAAGAAAUUCUCUUCUCUCGAUGUGGAACAGUAAAAUGAACGCAAUAGCAGCCUCGCGACACGAAGAAUUUGCUGGUAGGCUUCAGUCGACAGGGAACAAAGCCGAACUUUACUCCAAUCCUAUGGAUUCCGGAAGUAACAGCAGUGGCAGAGGCACGCCCGUGGAAGAAUGGCUGUAGAUUGAGACGUCUUAGUGCACCACAUGAGGCGUGAGUUGAUACGGUUAGAAAGACUUAUCUGCAUGCAGUUUUCCUCACGCUUGAAAGAAUAGAACCGUACCUCGAGGAGUGGUCCCGUGAGCCUAAUGUUACCAGACAACGAAUCUCACCACGGCCGCUGACCGAGUGGAGCCCCGAGCGUUUGAAGAACUUUUUGAAAUCCAAUAUGGCCAAAGGCUUUCAAUGAACUUUUAACAGGCAAAUGGAAGUUUAAAGUUAAUAUCGACGCCGUAGACGUAGUUGCCUUCUCUGUUGUGGUGAAAAAAUAGGUUGCAAGGUGCACCUAGAAUUUCGUCAUCGGUUUCAUGCAAAUAGAAUCUCAGAUAUCAAACUUUUGUAAGUGUUUGUUACUUUUCUAAGUUGAAUUUCAGUGAAGGUCUGACCGCCUCGGCAUUGAUACAUUCCCUACUUGUUUUGUAAGAGCAAAUAACCUUGAAGUGUUUGCCAGCUUGUUGGCUGAUGUUUGGGAGCGCCGGAUAUGUCAAAGACUUCUGCGAGCGAGAAGGCCAUUCCUCAGCUAUGACUACUACAGGGCCAUCUUUCCCGUGUUCGUGCUCGAACCGAACUAAAUGCAUACAUCUGUAACUCUGUAUUGGUGUAGCUUUCCCAUGAAGAAUUGCAGACUUUAUGCGAGAAUCCCGCCAUGACUUUUUUUCUCUCCACGUUGAGGAUUUCCUAUCCGCGAGAUCUUUGCAGGAAGUCUGACGUUUCUGCGACAUUAGGUCUCUUUAAAACAAAUUCUCUGUAGAAAUAGCGUUAAUUAUUAUUUCUUUAGCUGGGAGAAUUCUGUGAGAACACUGAAACUCGUCAAUGAACUUUACAAAUUAAUUUAAGGCAGCCAGUGAAUCUACAGGUUUUUUAGCUUUUCGCAUCGGACGAAAGCCUAGACAGCGCAGUAUUGUUUAUCACUGUGAAUUUUGAUAAGAUCUACUGAAGAAGCAACCUUUACCUUCGCUUUUCAUAAUAGUUUCCUUGGAAACAAGCCCUGGAAGACUUCGGUUGCCACGUGAUUUGACAGCAGUCCGGCAGGUGGCGAAUCCUAUUUAAAUUCAAACUCAAAUUUGUCUAUUUGCGUAGGUGGUUGGAUUUGUAAUUUGCAUGCUCAUCAAAGAUUCCUCUGUUUACAGAAUCAUUGUUUAAAUUAAACGGAGAAAGAAUUCUUUAAUGAGCGAUCACUUGAGCAGCCGUACCCUGAGCUUAAGCCAUAACAAGAAAUUUAGGUUUAUCUUUCUGUUUUGUCAUCUGAACAAAAAAUUUCCGAUCACUUUUUCACUCGGAAAAGAUAUUCUGAUCAGAUAGGUUUUGGUCUGGGUGACGCUAAAUUGUCCUACUUUUUUCCGAAGAAGAAAGGGUAGUUUGAUUAAAUCGAUAUUUUAAACUGUCUCUUGGCUGAUCGAAUUUUUUUAACGGAUAUUAUGAGGGAUUUCACGGCCGCCGGAGGCGAGACAAACUCCUCUGUGAUACGAUAAUUUCCUCGAUGAAGAUGAGUUUAGCUGUGGCUUUUACUCGGUACUUUGAAUUCGUAGUGCAAUCAUUCUCGUGUUUGACUAUAACUAUGACAAUACUGAAUCUUUAUUGGCUUGGUUUCAUUUCCCUAUGUUUCUGAGAGCCGUAUUGUCUAAUACAAAGUCGAAAACUGUAUUACUUUGGUUGUGUCUUGUUGUUAAGGCAACGAACCCGAAUUUAAUCUGCGCCUUGUAGAACGGUUUUUAAAAUUUCAUUGUUCUAGUAAAAGUAUCCUGUUAAGUA
This is a messenger RNA of Stylophora pistillata, 4020 nucleotides long. RefSeq names its product integrator complex subunit 13. Lineage: Eukaryota; Metazoa; Cnidaria; Anthozoa; Scleractinia; Pocilloporidae. Gene Ontology annotation, biological process: regulation of mitotic cell cycle; centrosome localization. Gene Ontology annotation, cellular component: integrator complex. The record is from RefSeq and is a predicted model, not a curated record.